Molecule: messenger RNA, 5769 nt
Organism: Pristis pectinata (smalltooth sawfish)
Lineage: Eukaryota; Metazoa; Chordata; Chondrichthyes; Rhinopristiformes; Pristidae
Gene: gys2
Product: glycogen synthase 2
Exons: 16
Coding region: 239-2329 (696 amino acids)
Biological process (GO): glycogen biosynthetic process
Cellular component (GO): cytoplasm
Molecular function (GO): alpha-1,4-glucan glucosyltransferase (UDP-glucose donor) activity
Source: RefSeq, a predicted model, not a curated record
GGGACAAUCACGUGAUAAAGGCAUGUUCCAGCUGUUGGGAACUUUUCCUCAGUCAGGACCCUUCCUCUCUUUAUUGCAGUCCAGUUCAUUAUCCGACUUCCGAGAGGCGCCUUUCACCCCGUCAGUGAAAUCCCCACUGAAAUCCCAACGCCGAGCCACAAGGAGGAAGGACUGAGCCCAUUCAACAGCCAGGAGAAGCCAAUUCUGCGCACUUUUGAUCUCAAGGAACUUCUCCGAAAUGCCUCUGGUCAGGUCACUUUCGGUCACUUCUUUAAAUGGACUUCCCGCCUGGGAGGAUGAAAAUUUACCCGUGGAAGAUCUAAUGCUCUUUGAGGUUUCUUGGGAAGUCACCAACAAAGUUGGCGGUAUCUACACUGUAAUACAAACAAAGGCAAAGGUCACAGCAGAUGAAUGGGGAGAAAACUAUGUGCUGAUUGGUCCAUAUUAUGAGCAUAAUGUGAAGACACAAGUAGAAGUGUUUGAACCAAACAACUUUGCCAUCAAAAAGACAAUGGAUUUCAUGAGGUAUCAAGGAUUUCGGGUUUGCUUUGGCAGAUGGUUGAUCGAAGGUAAUCCCUAUGUACUGCUAUUUGAUAUUGGUUCAGCAACAUGGAACCUGGACAGAUGGAAAGGAGAAUUCUGGGAUGCUUGCAACAUUGGUGUCCCACAUUAUGAUGGCGAAUCAAAUGAUGCUAUAAUUUUUGGAUCUCUAACUGCCUUGUUUUUGAAAGAGCUUGCUGAUCAGUUCCAUGACAAACCAAACAUCAUCGCCCACUUUCAUGAAUGGCAAGCGGGUGUCGGACUGGUACUGAGCAGAAUCCGAAAGUACCCCAUCGCAACAAUCUUCACCACCCACGCCACGUUGCUGGGAAGGUACUUGUGUGCUGGCAAUACUGACUUUUACAACCAACUCGAUAAGUUUGACAUUGACAAGGAAGCAGGAGAAAGACAGAUUUACCACCGCUACUGCAUAGAGAGAGCAACGGCACACUGUGCACACGUAUUCACAACCGUCUCCGCCAUCACCGCAAUUGAGGCAGAGAACAUGAUAAAGAGAAAACCAGAUGUGAUCACACCUAAUGGACUGAACAUCAAGAAGUUCUCUGCCAUGCACGAAUUUCAGAACCUGCAUGCCCUGUACAAGUCUCGCAUCCAAGAAUUUAUUCGGGGCCACUUCUAUGGCCACCUGGAUUUCAAUUUGGAAAAGACACUCUUCUUCUUCAUUGCUGGCAGAUAUGAAUUUACAAAUAAAGGGGCUGACCUAUUCAUAGAAGCUUUGUCAAGGUUAAACUUCCUCCUUAGGGUACAGAAAUGUGAUGUGACCGUUGUGGUAUUUUUCAUAAUGCCCGCGAAAACUCACAACUUUAAUAUCGAAACCUUGAAGGGGCAGGCAGUCAGGAAACAGCUAUGGGAUACUGCCCAUUUAGUCAAGGAGAAAUUUGGAAAGCGACUUUAUGAAGCAUUGUUAAAAGGGGAAACUCCAGAUAUGACCAAGUUCCUCGAUCGUGAUGACUUGACCGUAAUGAAAAGAGCCAUUUAUGCAACACAGCGUCACACCUUACCUCCAGUGACCACCCACAACAUGCUUGAUGAUGACAAGGACCCCAUCCUCAGCACCAUCAGACGAAUUGGACUAUUCAACAACCGGGCUGACAGGGUCAAGAUUGUUUUUCAUCCUGAGUUUCUAUCAUCCACCAGUCCACUUUUGCCUAUGGACUAUGAAGAGUUCGUCCGAGGCUGUCAUCUUGGAGUAUUCCCGUCCUACUAUGAGCCUUGGGGAUAUACUCCUGCUGAGUGCACAGUGAUGGGAAUUCCCAGUGUGACUACCAACCUCUCUGGCUUUGGUUGUUUUAUGCAGGAACAUGUGGCAGACCCAACAGCUUAUGGGAUUUAUAUCGUCGAUCGGAGAUUCCGAUCUCUCGAGGAGUCAUGCAAUCAGUUGACACAGUUCAUGUUCGGGUUCUGCAAGCAGUCACGUCGCCAGAGAAUUAUCCAAAGGAAUCGGACAGAAAGGCUUUCAGAACUUCUGGACUGGAGAUACCUGGCCAGGUACUACAUGCAUGCCCGCCAUCUUGCGCUGUGUAAAGCCUUCCCAGAAAAGUUCCAGAUGGAGCCAGUUGCGCCACCAUUGACUGAAGGUUUCAGAUAUCCCAGACCAGCCUCUGUGCCCCCGUCCCCUUCUGUGUCAUUGCAUUCAAGCCCGCACCAGAGUGACGAUGAGGAGAAUGAUGAUGAGCGGUACGAUGAGGAGGAAGAGGCAGAAAAGGAUCGAAGGAACAUUAAAGCACCCAUUGGGAAGAACCAAUCAGACGCAGAGUACCAAAACUGAGUAGAUGGCUAACUUUACCCUUUGAAACAUUGUUUACAAUACUUUGACAAUGGGAAGGUAGAAAUGCGAGAGCUGGCAAAUUAAAACCAUGUAGUCUGGUUAUACUGUGUCCUGUGACUAUAUAUUGUCACAUUCUCAACUAUAUCAAGACCAGAAAUUUGUUUUACGAAGAAGUCGUGUGCAAAUACAUAUAGUAAACUUUUGAAAUUCUUACAGUAAUAAAGGAAAAGAUGUGCCUUUUCUCUUUCCUACUGUGUUAUAUCAAAAUAGUGCUGAAAGGAUUGCACGCUUUCUUGCUGUAUAUCUGGUUACUCCAUCUACCUUUCCAAUUCAACAGAAGUUAAUUCCAGUAAUAAAUUUCCACAUAAGGAAAUAAUAAUGCACACUCAAAGCCACCCCUUGAUUCCAUAACACAUUUACACCAUCUCUACAAAUAGGUUGUUAGAAUGUUAUAAUUAUAUUACGUCAUAUUUAGUCAUUAGGAAAUGUUUUCUGUAAUCAAUCUUUCAGAAUGAAAGACAUGAUGGUUAUCACCAAGUGCCUAAUGCUUCAGAAUCCGUGAAUUGAAAGACCUACCAAGAUUUGCCAUCUGAACUGGUAUUUCAGUUCAGGGGGCUGGAGCUUGUAGUAACCACUUUUGACAUUCGCAGUACCAGUAAACAAAACCAGACUGUAAUAUUAUGAUUGAUUGGAUGCUAGUAUUAUUCAUAGUGGUUGUUUUGGGUGGGAGUGAUAGUGGGAUGUACAGGUUGCCCCAUUCACUGAGGACCACUUGCAGCACUUCUUUCACCACCAAAUCAUUUACCCCCAUGUGAAACGGUGCACAUUAAUCAUCCUAUCCCCCAUACCAUAGAAGAAAAUAUAUGAAGUGAGUUCCUUCACGAAAAUGCAGCUGUUGCUAUCCAGCUGAGAAUUUAUUCUGUAACUGGUGAAUUUCAAACUGGUGAAAUGUGUGGAUUGUUGAGAAAAUGCAAGGUAUUCCUGUUGUAUAAAUUGCUUGUUUUCUUAAAACCAAGUAUCUAUUCACCCCACAAGUCAGAUCUGUUCUAUUAGUUCUUAGUUAGAAUAGUUUCCACCUUUUCUGCAUUUCUUUGCAACUCAUGAUUUUAGAAUAUUAUUUUGUAGCUGUAAUUAUAAUUUUGCCUUGAAGAAUUGUAUCCAAUUUCAACCAUAUUUGAACCCUUGCCUCAAAGGUCAGUCAAACUGCAAGAACUGAGAAGCUUAGAACUAAUUGGUGCUAUCAAUAGGGACUGAAUAUUGCAACUAAUUAGCACAUCACUCUUGCUUCUGGAAUCAAAGUUUCAAACUAAUCCAGACUGAUAAGGUAAAAAUUUUGCUUCAUCCGACUGGAAGGUCUGAUGAAAUAUGACUGUCACCACAUUAUCAUGCCUACAAGGCAAGAAAAUAAUCUUUUAGUUUAACUCUUGUUGAUACUAAACUGCCUAUCUUGGAGCAUGGAAUAAAUGUGGGAAAUAGAAAAUACCCCACUUUAAUUAUUCAAUAGAUUAAGAUAGGUAAUUUGAUGUGAAUUGCUUUAAGCAAAAGUGUUCAGUUUUGUUACAGUUCUCUCACUCCUGUAAGCACCAUUGCAGAGAAAUACUAAAAGGUGGUGGUAUGUUUCCAAGCUAGAUAAUCCAGGAGUGAUGCAUUAGCUCCUGAAUUAUUUGUGUUGUUUUCCAAACCUUAGCAGCUGUGGCACAAUACAUCAGCAUCAUUAAGUCUCCACGCAUAGCUUAACUGCAAAAUUUUUUUUAUAAUAGUAGCAUUCAUUGCAUAUGCUGCUGAGCAACCUAAAUUCCUAUUUAGUUCAUUGUUUGGAUUUAUAUUGCAAAAGCCAAAAAAGCAGACAAAGAUUUUCAGAUUCUUGUGUAUUGUCUCUAAUAUCUAAUAUCUCAAGCUCUGUUUAUUUCUUCCUAUUUUGGCAUUAUAGAGUUUCUAGAAUAUACUUGGCAAGGAGUUUGCCUCCUAUAAUGUGUGUAAAUAUAUUUAAAAAAUGAUAUAAGUUGAUCUCACAACUAGCAUCUAUCAGUAGAGGAUGGAAGAAUUGUGCUCAGUCAUGAGUUACGUGGGCAGAUGUCUCCAGUACAAUCCUGGCUCUAACUAUGUUCAGUAGCCCCAGGUACCAAUGGUAAAAGUUAGAUUGUAAACUUGUUACUACUUUGAACAGUGCAAAGGGUAAUAGAAGGUGUCCAGUGAGAUAGUAAUCAGUGGUACUUCUAUCUGCCUGGUUUAUCCCUGAAUUAGACUGACUGCAAAAAAACCACAGGUGAUGCAGUGGGAAUGAGACUAAUGUGGUGAUAAUGUAUACAGACUGGUUUUAAUAGGUGCUGUUCUAUAUUUGCAGCAUUAAUGAUCCAUUUUGCAUCAUGUAGAAGCAGUCACAAUGACUGACUGCCAGUUUAAUUUGUGAACACUAUUAAAGUGUCUCCAAUGCAAUAGUUUAAUCUCAAUUAGCAGUUUUCAUUUUAAUUCUGGCUAGAUGUGGUGAAGUUUGCAUUGUUAUUUUGCUGAACUCUAAAUUUUGUUAGUUUUCAUAAUAUUGACCUGAAAAGUCGUGACUGCAAAUUAAUGUUUUGGAAUUCCUUGCCACUAGUUCUGAAUCCAAAUUUGCAGACUACAUGUGAAUCUCCUCUUAAUUUCAAGCCAUGGCACAUCAUACAAUGUCCAAUUUGCCCCUUGAUAUUAUCUAAGUUUAAUUUUGAUUGUAUUUUAAAUGUUUGCUUACCUGGUCAGUGUAGCUCUUUGUUCCUGAGUGUAAUUAUGCUGCACUAGGACAUUAGAUAAUGGUGCAUUCUACUACUUAACACAGCACUACCAGCACAGAACAUUAUGAUAUUUCAGAUAACUAGUUUGUUUUGAUUGAUACUAAUGAGGUGUAAUUGAUAAUCAGUUCAGUGUGCAAUAAAUAUCAUGAAAUAUUUAAGCUGUGAAUGUAUUAUAUAUUUUAAAAAUGUUUUCCCAAUUUUGCCUAUGAUUUGGAGUAUUUGGUUAACCUACUGUUGCUAUUACUCAAUUAAGAAUUCCAUUUUGGAGAGAAAUAUUCAUGCAAAAUCUGGGCUUACAUUGCUAGUGCAAUGGUUUUCAAGCCAGGGCAUCAGUUUUUGGCUGGGUUGUGGGAUGUUUUCCAAACUGUCUGGUUGUCUCCCUACUUUACAUAAAUGCUGGUGUGCAGGCCAGAGAACUUAUUACUGGGGACUGUGGAGGAGAGCCAUUUGGUUAAAUGGGGUGCCCGAGGGGAGGAAAAAAAUUGAAAGCCAUGGCUCUCUUUCAGUAAUGAGGAAUGUGGCAAUUUCAAAGGUGUCAGUUCCAGGUCCCAUCUGCUCUUUCCAGACGAACAUAAAAGAUGGCUAAUUUGAGGGCAGCAGUGCUCUCCCCUAUAUCCCGGUCACAGAACAUUUAAAGAAUUUGAUCUGGUUAUCUAUCUCCUGAAAGACGGUCCC